AUGCAUUUUUCAUCCAAAGCACUCCUUGCAGCACUUGCUACCUCAGCAUCUGCCAUUCCACACGCCCCUCGAGGCGCUUGUGAUGAAUCAUCUCUGAACACCACCACCUUCCAGUACACUGCCACAUCCGAAGAUACAAUCUUCAGCAUCGCCAAGCGAUUCGAUCGCGGAGCAUGCGAUAUCGCGCGUGCCAAUCGCAUGAUUGACGCAGAGCACCUCUAUGCCGAUUUCACACUCAACAUUCCCGCCCAGGUCUGCAACCCCGACAGCAGCACCUGUCUGUUGACCAGACAGAAUGCCACAGAUACCUGUGUCAAGGGCGGUCCCCAUGACUACAGAACUAUCGCCGGUGACACGAUUGAGAAGAUUGCGCUUUACAAGCUGAAUGUUACUGUUGAUACCAUCUGGGCUCAGGCGAAGGGCAUGAUCUCGUCGACAACGGAGGUUUUGCCGGCGGGUACGUGGCUCAAGAUCCCUCAGUGUGUUCCGAGUGUUUGCUCUGUUACGCCGUUCCAUUUCACCUAUGGUGUUUACAAGGAUCUUGCGGAGAAGUUCGGCACUUCUGUCGGUCAGAUCAUGUCCUUUAAUGGCAUGUACAACUACAGUGAUCAUACUGCUGCGGACGCGGCUUGGAUUACUGUGCCUAUGGGAUGUACGAAUCUGUCAUUGAAUGUCACAGAGGAGGUUUAG
Penicillium nucicola is the source of this 690-nucleotide messenger RNA. Its product is annotated as LysM peptidoglycan-binding domain-containing protein. Bases 1 to 690 code for a protein of 229 amino acids. Lineage: Eukaryota; Fungi; Ascomycota; Eurotiomycetes; Eurotiales; Aspergillaceae. The record is from RefSeq and is a predicted model, not a curated record. The transcript has a single exon.